AUGAAAACAUACAGACUUCACACCAAAAGAGCCAUAGCCGCUGCUGCACAUACGUGGACUUCAAAUCUCCACAAGGUCAGACAAUCUCUUAAAAAUGUUUAUCAGAAAUAUACGAUCCAGCACACACGCUCAGCUACAUAUCCAAAAGUGGUUUCCUAUGACCGUGACCAUGAUCAUCUCAGUUUGAACGAAGAAAUGAAUCUUACCACAACGUUCCAAGACAUUAAAAUGGGCCAGACUGAACUCCUCAGUCAAAUGACUGACAUUGUCAGUGCAAUAUCAAAUAUCUAGGAAAAGAUCGCCCACUAUCAGAAGCAGAUGGAGGUCCUAGAGACAAGAAUAAAAGUUUAUGAAGACAGACAAAUCACAACUGCCAAAGACAUGCUCUCCAUGAAAGAAGACAUUGAUGCUUUAAAGAAGAUAACAGAGCUGGAGAACCAGAACUAAAGCAUACACUGUCUAGAGGUGCUGGAGGGACAAAAGGGUAAAGAACUCAUGGAGCUGCUUCAUAAACUCUUAUGGCCAGAAACUCUGAAGAACACAGCAGUCCCUACAGAUACUGAACUCUCUUCAGCCAAACCAGAGAAAGUGCCCCAUUACCCACAGCCCACUGGUCAUCAUGAGGAAGAAACAAUCCCUCCCAAAAUUAAAACCCUGAGGAAAAAGAACUCCCCAAAUGUACCAGCAAAUUUUGAAAAGGUGAAGUCAAAUAUUUAUAUUUACCCUGACUUCAGUACAUGGAUCAAGCUAACUUUUGUUCAUGGAGGAAAGUGGAGAUUUUUCCUCAGUGCCACCAAGUUAGAGGAAUUCAUCCAGUGGCUCCUUUCUAGGCCAAGUAUCCUUCCUGAGGAACCACAAAUCAUACCCCAGAGAGACUAUGCCUUCACUGGACCUAUUGCAAGCUUGACCGCAAUUUGUCUUUCUCUUUUCAACUAUAUUUACUGCCUUUUUGGUUCCUCAAAAGAGGAAGUAACUCGGCUUUAG
Messenger RNA from Nannospalax galili (Upper Galilee mountains blind mole rat), 984 nucleotides. It is a transcript of the gene Ccdc54, whose product is annotated as coiled-coil domain containing 54. NCBI's taxonomy places the organism in Eukaryota, Metazoa, Chordata, Mammalia, Rodentia, Spalacidae. The record is from RefSeq and is a predicted model, not a curated record.